AUGGGAAUUCCACAUAAAUUUGAUAGAGGUCGAGCUAUGGCUGACAGAAAAUGGGUAAGAUUAUUUUUAAAACGCCAUCCAGAUAUUAGUAGACGGAAAGCACAGCACAUGAAUGUCGCUGGAGCAGCCAAACUUAACAGAUUUAUUGUCAAUGAUUAUUUUCAAAAACUCAGAGAUGUGAUGACCGAAUCAGGGGUUAUUAACAAUCCUCAAUGUAUAUUCAAUAUGGAUGAAAAGGGCUGUCAACUUAAUUUACACAAACAGCAAGUGGUUUUGGCAAAAAAGGGCUCUAAACGAGUACACAUGAUAGCAGAGGAACACGCUGAGAAUGUGACGAUAGUUGCAUGCGGUAACGCCUUGGGGCAAGCAAUUCUGCCCAUGAUAUUAAUGAAGGGAAUCAGAAAAAAAAUCGAAUGGUCUCUGCAUUUGCCGCCUGGUUCCGUGAUUGAAAUGACUGCAAAAGGGAGCAUGACGACUGAGACAUUUGUAAAAUGGAUAGACCAUUUUUCCAAAUUUAAGCCUACUGGAAAAGUACUUCUUAUUUUCGAUGGAGCUUCAUCACAUCUAGAUCAGACUAUUGUAGAUGCUUCUGAAAAAAGAUAUUAUUUUAUUUUGCCUACCUAG
Messenger RNA from Sitophilus oryzae (rice weevil), 624 nucleotides. RefSeq lists its product as uncharacterized. Gene Ontology annotation, molecular function: DNA binding. The transcript has a single exon. Gene Ontology annotation, cellular component: nucleus. NCBI's taxonomy places the organism in Eukaryota, Metazoa, Arthropoda, Insecta, Coleoptera, Curculionidae. The record is from RefSeq and is a predicted model, not a curated record. Bases 1 to 624 code for a protein of 207 amino acids.